UCUCAACAUGCUGAUAUUGUCGAGGAAUCAUUGUCAUUGCUGAAGAAAGAUGAAGAUGUGCAUGUCAUUCGACUUAACACAACAUUACCCACACUCCACGAUAGAUCUUUACAGUGGCUCAUCAACGGUUACCAUGCUAUCAACAAGCCUGACGUAGUCAAACAGUCAUUUUUUCAGUGCAAGGCUGGCACAGCAUUGAACCUCUCUUUUGAGAGCCACACCAGUCGUGAAGCACUUCAUGCACUGUGUGAUGUGCAGAAAAAUGACACCAUGACUUGGGAGCGUAUCAAAACAGCUCAAUACAAGACCCCCAAUGCUGGCAAAGAAGUAGAGCCACCUUUCCCACAUGCCAUGGAUGUCAAGCUUGAUCCUAGUGAUGUUUCUGUGGAUACUGUUCUGCAACACAUUGCAUUGGGUGAAUCAUCUGUCCCUCAUGGCUAUAGCGCUGACGAAUUGGGCAAUUUGCUGGUAGACAACAAGUCAGAGAGCUAUGAGCGAGAAGUGCUAGAUGACAUGACAGGGCUUCAAUCUAUGGCUGAUGGGUCUAAGGAGGUUGAGGCCAAGGGUCGUGGCAAGCAGAGGCAUGUUGCAAACACUCAGUACAAAAUGUUUUGGAUGCAUUAG
Molecule: messenger RNA, 624 nt
Organism: Suillus clintonianus
Lineage: Eukaryota; Fungi; Basidiomycota; Agaricomycetes; Boletales; Suillaceae
Exons: 2
Source: RefSeq, a predicted model, not a curated record